AUGAUCACCCAAAAUGCUAUUGCAGACGAUGACGCGUUUACAACUGAAAGUGGUUUUUCCGGUAGUAGACAAUUAUUGGAGUUACGUGAAAAUCGUGAAAAUCUCACAACGAAAGAUACGUAUAUGCAGACAUGUCGUACGUCAGACAAAGUAGGAUCAAAUUGUAAGCUGGCUACAUUGGUUUCGGCACGCAAAGUGAAAAGAAAAGGCGUCUAUGGCAUUGCACCCCAUCAUCCGCCACUUCAGCCACCAAGUGAGCCUUCCAGCCUAUCGGAACCCUAUCAUUUCGAAGAGAUCCACUUUGAUGAAUACAAUAAACAUCACAAUCCCCAUCAUCGCCAGACAUCGCAUCAGUCCCACUAUGAAACCUUUCACUAUGAGCCUGAACAUUAUGGAGGUGAUCAUGUGACAACACCCACUGGAGGUUCAUAUCUUGUAGAUAAUGGUUUGCGUAGCAUAGCCAAAGGUUCUGCAGAUCAAGCCAAUUCGGCAGUGGCCUCUCAAAAUGCUGCUGGCAAACAAGCAGCCUACAUUGCAAAGAGUACCUUAGCCCAGGCAGCAGUACAAGCCGCAGGUACAGCUGUUGCUGUACUUAAAGGCAAAGAAGUUCUACUGCAUCGUCUGGAGGAACAAAGUGCCGAGUCUCACAAAGUUAUGCAAAGUGAGCUAACCCAAUUGCAGCAAGCCAAACGUUCAGCCAAAGCUGCGCAGUAUUCAGCACAACAAGCCCUACAACAUGUCUCUGUUUUAACGGCGGCCCUCAACAAUGCCCAAGCAGCCUCUGAAUUGGCUCAAAAGUCGGCAUCAGAAGCUGCAGCUGAAUUGGCCUCACAAAUCGAUAUGGUCGCACAGGCCAAAGCUAAGCUGGAGCAAGUGGAGUCCCAACUCUAUACAGCACGUUUAGAUUACGAGGAAACCAAGGACGCAGCAGAGAAGGCCACACAAUCCGCUCAAGAAGCUCAACUUAAUGCCAAUGACGCGGGACUACAUGCUAAUGUCGAAUUAAGUGACUCCUCCGCUUCUGUGGUGGUGAGUCACGAGAACAGCGAUAAUCUGAACAGUGCUAGCCAUAAUAUUGCCAAGCGGAGACCUGGCCAUGAGCCAUCACAGCAACAACAAUCGACAGUAGUGCAAAAGAAAUAA
This is a messenger RNA of Stomoxys calcitrans (stable fly), 1143 nucleotides long. RefSeq lists its product as uncharacterized. NCBI's taxonomy places the organism in Eukaryota, Metazoa, Arthropoda, Insecta, Diptera, Muscidae. The record is from RefSeq and is a predicted model, not a curated record. The transcript has 5 exons. Bases 1 to 1143 code for a protein of 380 amino acids.